Messenger RNA from Salpingoeca rosetta, 2237 nucleotides. RefSeq lists its product as uncharacterized. Lineage: Eukaryota; Choanoflagellata; Craspedida; Salpingoecidae. Gene Ontology annotation, cellular component: nucleus; cytoplasm. The record is from RefSeq and is a predicted model, not a curated record. The transcript has 13 exons. The coding region runs from base 203 to 1507 and encodes 434 amino acids. Gene Ontology annotation, molecular function: protein binding.
CAGCCACACAGCCACACAGCCACACAGCCACAAGGCCCUCCACAGCUUCUUCAGCUUGUGCAGACAGCUCGACUCUCACUCACUUUUUGUCCAGUCAUCAAAGACGCUCGCGCAUCAUCAGUUUCUUCUUCAUCACCACCCCUCUCCCUCCAUUCCGCCCGCCACCUCUCGUCUCAGCGUUCACCCCUGAGUCGCCAGGAAGAUGCCGAAGCUGCACACCGCGUGCCAGCGCGGAGACAUUGACAAGGUCAGGGCGCUCCUCAAGAAAGGCCUCUUCUCCGGCCCGAAGCCUGUCGACUGCCGCGACUCCAUGGCAAGGACACCGCUGCAUGUGGCAUGCCAAUAUGGACAGGUGGAGGCCGUGGAGGAGCUGCUGCAACACGGAGCCAGCGUUCACGCCAAAAACGUGAUGGCAAACACGCCACUGCACAUUGCCAGCCAGCAUGGGCAAGGCGUGAUUGCGCGUCUGCUUCUUCAACACGGGGCCAGCGUCGACGAGGCCAACAACGAAGGCAACACUGCAUUGCACAUUGCGGGCUUCUGUGGUCAAGAUACCAUCGCGGAGCUGCUCAUUGAGAAUGGCGCAACCACCCACGCCAAGAACAAAGAGGGACGCACGCCGUUGCACCUGGCCAGCUUCAGGAACCACGUUGCCGUCGUUCGUGUGCUGCUCAAGCACGGCGCAAGCUCGGCUAUUCGCGGCUAUGAUGACAUGACACCGCUGGAUGAGGCCGAGGCGCAGCGCAACAGCCAGGUUGUGGACACCAUCCUGCAGUUGCACACGGCCUGUCGCAAGGGAGAUAUCCACACCGUCAGCGCGCUGCUGCGUGAUGGGUGGGAUCCAAACCAGAAAGACCCGAUGGGCUGCACACCCUUGCAUGAUGCAGCGCGGGAGAACCACGCGGAUAUCGUGCGGCUCCUGCUCCAGUACGGCGCCGACCCGCUCAUCCCAAACACCUAUGGAUGGACACCACGGGACCGAGCGAGGCACCGCAACCACACCACAAUUGCGCAAGUGCUGAAGCGCGCAGAGUUGGACCAUAAAGACAAGAAGCCCGAGGCCGGGCCCUGGUCAACCGUGUCGCUGCAUGUUGCUUGCAAGCGCGGCAACAUCCACGCCGUCUCCUCCCUCCUGGAGGAAGGCAUUGACUUUAACCACCCAGACGAUGACGAGACAACGCCGCUGCACUAUGCCUGCAUGCACAGCCAUGAGGACAUUGUCAAGCUCCUCUUGGACCGGGAACCGCCCGUGGAAGUCGACAGCAAGGACUCAUACCUGAUCCCGCACACGCACUCGCUGCACGCCGCGUGCCGUCUUGGAGACGUUGAGUCGGCGGAGAGGCUCCUUGAUGACGAGGGAUACAGUCCAAACAUCCGAAACGAAAAUGGCGCUACGGCACUGCAUGUGGCCAGCAAGCACAACCAGAUUCCGAUUGUUCGUCUGCUGCUUCGCCGCGGCGCCAUGGUGAAUGCAUAUGAUCCUCAGGUAUGGUGGGUGGGUAAGUGAGUUAAAAGUGGUCGACUACUGCCCUGAGGACGUUUGUUUUGCUUUGUGUUGCUUUCUCUGCUGUUCGUUCUGCUUCUGCACGCUUAAGACUAUUGUGAUGCUGUGCUUUCCACGGACUGGUGUCUUUCUCAACUGAAGGGGUCAUGCUGUUGAUUGUGCAUGCAUGCGUGACAUUGUUGAUUAGGGCGACACGCCGCUGCAUGUUGCAUGUCGGCAGCACAACUCCGCUGUCGUGCAGCUCUUGCUCAACGCGGGUGCAGAUGUCACGCUCAAGAACAGCCGGGGCGGCACGCCUCUUGCAGUUGCGAAGAAGCGCAACUUCACGACCAUCGUCACGCUGCUGGAGCGUCCAUCCAGCCCCAUCCAGCAGCUGCCGCUUCCGCCCCUGCCCAAGCCAACCCCUGCCCACCGCCACCACAUCUACUCCAACAAAACAGAGACUGCGUAGUGACCAUGUUUGAAUCAAUGUGUCAAUGUGGUAGUGUUACUGUUGUGAAGUAUGUGACACGAUACCUGCUGUUUUGCUGCUUCCUCCAUCUCUUACUUGAAUGCUGUGCCUUAGUGUGAAUAAUGCUUCUGGUCCUGAGCUUUGCUUCUGCCGUCUCUGCUCUCUCAUGGUUUGUGUUCUUCGUGCUUUCGUGGGUCCUUGAGGGGUUGCACUGCUACUGCAUUGUGUGCCGCUGCACUGUGUGUGGUCCUACUCUAUGGAUGACAAAGAUUUCGAUUGCGA